CAUGCAAGUGAGUCACUCAACAGAUCUUGGUAAAAAUAAUUAAAUAAUAAUAAUAAUUUAAAAACAAAACAAAACAAAAAAUAUAUAUAUAAUACUUAAUUUAUACAGAUUUUGUAUAAAUACCCUCAAAUAACGUAGUGUUUUUACAGAAAAUGUGAAGAUGUUGUCAAUCAUAAUACCAAACAUAAUAGUUUAAUUUAGGAGUCAGUUGCUGAACACAUUUUGUUAAAAACAUAAAAGAAUAGACUUAGUUUUAUGUCUUUAACAAAAUGUGAAGCUUACUACCAGUCUUAUUAUUAAAAUAUAAUUACUUUAUAACAUAGAAAACACAAAGUAUCAACAUGCAAUUUUUUUCUUAUGAAUCCAGAUAUAUCUGUCUUGAAUUCAAUCUUGGAUUCGACUUGAUAGAUUCCACGAAGCUUUGUUUAAAAAAAAAAAGUCACAUAGGAUCAAAUUAUACUUUGCACGUUUUUCUUAUAAAUCUAUAUAUUUGUCUUGAAUCAAAUCUUGGAUUCGACUUGAUCGAUUCUACAAACUUGGAAAUCAAAAAUCUUGCAAUCAAACAAGUUUUGUUUUAAAAAACAAAACAUAGGAUCAAAUUAUUUUUCUUAGAUAUUAAAAAGUAUAUUUGUCUUGGAUCGAUCGAUUCAACAAACUUGUAAAUAAAAAAAAACUUGCAAUCGAACAGCAUGAUAUUUUGUAAAACAAACAAAAACAAAAGAGGUUCAAAUUAUAAUUUGCAAGUUUUUCUUAUAAAUCUAUGUAUUUGUCUUGAAUCAAAUCUUGGAUUCGAUCGAUUCUACAAACUUGGAAAUAAAACUUACAAUGAACAACAAGAUUUUUUGUAAAACAAACAAACAAAAAGGGUCAAAUUAUACUUUGCACGUUUUUCUUAUAAAUCUAUGUACUUGGGAAUCGAAAACACCAUAAUCGCUCCGUUUGAGCCAACUCUCCGUGUUCCUUCCCUUUUAGUCCAAGACACACUUUUACGUGAAUCCCGUUUUGAGGAAUGCAUGCUCGUCUUGCACAAGCAUUCCUGCCUCCUCCUAGACAUCACAUCCGGGUCACUUGGCAGUCAGCGAGUAAGCGAGCGCGCUCCUCCAUACAGUUGCGUACUGCUGCUGCAGCUCUCAGCGCAACUCCACUGCAUGCAACAUGGACACUACGAGCAGCGGCCAGCCGCGGAGGAUCUGAGCGCGCCUCGGGACUCGCGAUACGCCACACCGGGGUAGGGAUGAGGUCCCAUCCAGCAGCCGCACACUGGUAGGCGAGUCGUCAAUUGUCAGCGAUGUCAAAGAGUCUGAAGAAGAAGAACCACUGGACGAACAAAGUCCACGAAGCGGUGCUCACCAGGAAUAAGGAGGGCGAGCUGGGGUUCGACUUGAAAGGGGGCGCCGAGAACGGCAAUUUCCCUUAUUUUGGGGAGGUGAAGCAGGGCAAGGUGGCCAUCCAAAGCGGCAAGCUGUCCCAGGACGAGCUGCUCUUAGAGGUCAACGAUACAUCGGUGGCCGGGCUCACCAUCAGGGAUGUGCUGGCCGUGAUCAAGCACUGCAAAGACCCGUUCCGGCUGAAGUGCGUAAAGCAAGGAGGUGUUGUGGAUAAAGAUCUCCGGCAUUAUCUCAAUCUACGAUUCCAGAAGGGCUCAGUGGAUCACGAGCUUCAACAAAUAAUACGUGACAACCUCUACCUCCGGACUGUGCCGUGCACAACGAGACAGCCCAAAGAGGGGGAGGUCCCAGGUGUGGACUACAACUUUGUGAGCAUUGAACGCUUUAUGGAAUUAGAGAAAAGUGGGGCUUUGUUAGAAAGUGGAACAUACGAAGAUAACUUCUAUGGCACGCCAAAGCCUCCUGCCGAACCCACGCCGAUGCUGUUUAAUGUGACGGACCAACUCUUACCCGGUGCCCGACCAAGUGCAGAGGGAAAAAGAAAGAGGAAUAAGUCCGUCAGCAACAUGGAGAAGGACAGCAUUGAGCCACCAGAAGAGGAGGAGGAAGAGAGCCCAGUCAUUAAUGGCAACGGCAUCGCCAUCACACCAGAAUCGAGCGAACACGAAGACAAGAGCACCGACGCUUCUGGAGAUGUGCCUCUCCAGCCGUGCCCACCUGAGACCCCCACCCUCAUCACCACAGAUGCCCCUGAGGAGGAAGGAGACGCCCCCAAGUCCCCACAGGACUCCCAGGAGAAUGACGAAAUGGGCCCUUUGCCAGAUAACUGGGAGAUGGCCUACACUGAGAAAGGAGAAGUUUACUUCAUAGAUCACAAUACCAAAACGACGUCAUGGCUCGACCCACGACUAGCAAAGAAAGCCAAGCCCCCAGAGGAGUGUGAUGAAGAUGAACUUCCAUAUGGCUGGGAGAAAAUAGACGACCCUAUUUAUGGCAGUUACUAUGUUGACCACAUUAACAGAAGGACACAGUUUGAGAACCCCGUCCUAGAGGCCAAACGAAGGAUGCAACAGCAACAGCAAAUGCAAAGUCAAGGUCUAUCGGCGCUGCCAUUGCCCGCAAUAUAUAGAGAAAAGCCUCCAUUCACGAGGGACGCCACACAACUCAAAGGGACGUUUCUCACCACGGUGCUACAGAAGAGCAACAUGGGAUUCGGCUUCACCAUCAUUGGUGGGGACGAGCCGGACGAGUUCCUACAGGUCAAGAGCGUCAUACCUGAGGGACCUGCAGCCCAAGAUGGCAAGAUGGACACAGGUGAUGUGAUCGUCUACAUCAAUGACAUCUGUGUUUUGGGCACCACCCAUGCCGAUGUGGUGAAGGUUUUCCAGUCUGUCCCUAUUGGACAGAGUGUCACCCUGGUGCUGUGUCGAGGUUACCCUCUCCCUUAUGACCCAGAAGACCCCUCCGCUAGUUCCUCUAUGCCCCCUUUGGGCCUAGUGGAUCACCCGCUGCUGCUCAAUGGAAGGAACAACUAUGAAAAUUACAUGGAGUACAUGUCUUUGACUGGACGCUUAGUACCCGAGCAUGGUGAGGGCCUUCCCCCGCAUCCCCAUCCUGGAGACACACACCUGGACGGCUCUCAGCCUCCAUCCCUGACCACACCGGGACCCCCACCCGAUGACAGCGUUUCCAUGGCGUCUUCCUCAGGUGCAACCACCGGCGCUCAAGUGGCUGCUGAACUUCUGAGUCUCACUAUAACCAAAGGCACAGAGGGUUUUGGGUUCACCAUCGCCGACAGUCCCACAGGGCAAAGAGUCAAACAGGUUCUGGAGCCGCAGGGUUGUCCGGGGUUAUGUGAAGGAGAUUUGAUGGUGGAGAUUAAUCAGAAGGGUCUCCAGGGACUCAACCACACACAGGUGGUGCAGCUGCUCAAGGACUGUCCAGUGGGAACAGAGGCUACGCUUGUCAUUCAGAGAGGAGCAGCUGCAGGCCUCUACACACCCUGGGAUCCCGCAAAACAGUGGGACACUCAAGGAAGCCCCCAGACCAGCUUGUCGGCUGCUUUGCUCCCCCACGGUGCCCCUCAUCCCGGCCAGACGCUCCAUCGCUCCUCUUUUCCGGACACAGAGCCCUUUUACCUGGGAAAGCCAGACCCCUACGACCUCUAUGAGAAGUCACGUGCCAUUUAUGAAAGCAGACAGCCGGUUCCUCCUCGGACGCUGACAGACUCUACAGGUGUGGAGUAUCAGGAAGUGGAAGUGCACCUGCUGCGUGAGAAGACCGGCUUCGGCUUUAGGAUCCUGGGUGGAGACGAGGCGGUGCAGGCUGUGAGUCCGGAGGCCCGUGACAAGAUUGUGAUCGGAGCAAUCAUAGAGAACAGCCCUGCGGAGCGCGACGGCAGACUGCGUCCGGGAGAUGAGCUGGUCUCGGUUGACAGGAUGCCCGUGGCGGGGAGACCACACCGCUACGUCAUCGACCUCAUGCACGCGGCGGCACGAAAUGGACAGGUCACCCUGACCGUCCAGAGGAGAGUUCUGCAGCAGCAGGGAGAGAGAAAACCUUCCGGCCAGCCUUGUGAGGAAAACAGCGCAGCGGCCAAUCAGAACAGUUCUCCCCGGGGUCAUGCAGUGUGCCCGGUCAACUUGCCCCCCACCACUGAUGUAGUUAUCCAUCGUAAGGAAAGCGAAGGCUUUGGCUUUGUCAUCAUCAGCUCCCUCAACCGUCCAGAGACCACAAACACUAUAACUGUGCCACAUAAGAUCGGCCGCAUCAUCGAGGGCAGUCCGGCUGAUCGCAGUGGGAAGCUGAAAGUUGGUGAUCGUAUUAUGGCUGUCAACUGUCAGUCUAUCAUUAACAUGCCUCACGCUGACAUUGUCAAGCUGAUCAAGGACGCUGGACUCACUGUCACCUUGCACAUCAUCCCUGAAGAAGACGUAAACGGUGCUCAUUCGGCCCCUACAUCAGAGAAGCAGAGUCCCAUGGUGGCCCAGAAGCACAGCCCUCAUACUCAGUCCAGCCCAGCAGCCCAGCAGAGCCCGAGCAUGGCUCAUCCCAGCCCACCAGCCCCCCACCCCAGCCCGGCCACCACGCAGUCCAGCCCCCUGCUGAUGGAGCCGGGCCCUGGAGCUCCACACAGCACCCCACCAGUGACUCAAAGCAGCCUGGAGGCCAUGCAGUCAGGCUCAGCGGUGACUCAGGCUGCUUCUGUUGUGGAUCCGGGCAUACCAGGAGCUCAGCCCACCACCAUCGGAUCAGUGCCAGUCCCACCACAGCUGUACCUUCAUGACACCAGGUCGGAGGUAAAAGCCAGGCAGGAUGUUAAACCAGACAUCUGCCAAACUGCAUAUACAGACUACAGACAGCCUCCGGUGGACUACAGACAUCCUCCUGUAGCAGACUACAGACAGCCGCCCACCAUUGAGUACAGACACCCACCUGCUCUCAUAGACUACAGACAGCACUCCAUUGCCGAUUACAGACCACAGGACUAUGACUACUUCACUGUGGAACUGGAGAAAAGUGUGAAGGGAUUUGGCUUUAGUAUCCGCGGAGGACGGGAAUACAAGAUGGACCUGUUUGUGCUGAGACUGGCUGAGGAUGGACCUGCGAUCCGCAACGGCAGAAUGAGGGUUGGAGAUCAGAUUAUUGAAAUUAACGGUGAGAGUACGAGAGACAUGAGUCACGCUCGUGCCAUCGAGCUCAUCAAGUCUGGCGGUCGUCGAGUGCGUCUGCUGUUGAAAAGGGGCACGGGACAGGUGCCAGAAUACGGAAUGGUACCUACCAACCUCACCAUGUGCAUGAAAAGCGACACUCUAGCCUCACCCUGUUUCUUCAUAAUGGGACACUCUAAAGACACGACAGUGCCGCCUCCCGGAGUGCUGUCUCUCCAGCCGCCCCUGCCUUGUCGGAAGUAGUCUCACCCCGCUAGCGUGACACUCGCCCUCCGCCAUCACCCGUCAUCUCAUCCAGCCUCAAACUCUGGACUUUCAGUGGCAUUUUGUGACAGUCUGGACCAAUCACAGCGCCCCUGGUGGUCAGUUUUGUGGGGUUUCGUCCGCAAAACGAAGGGUGGCAGGUCCACCUGUAAGAGCUGUGCUUUGAACAGCCUAAAAAACAGAGGAGAUGGAUCAUUAAAGUCAAAAAUGAUUAAGAACAGAUGGAGACACAUCAACCUCAAAUGGAUUUUCGCAUCCAACUUGCUUUUCAUAUAGUCUCUGAUCCAAGUUUGUUUUUCCGGAUGAUCCAGAUGAACGGCAGCCAAAGACGCGUGGCUCGCCCUCUCGCUGUUUAAUUCUGAGGAAACUUCUCGCAGGGGAACGAGCCGAACUUUCAACGCCUCGUUCUUCCGUCCGGCGGACCCGAGCUCUCUUUAUUUGUUUAUCAUGUAGAGGUUGUUUAUUUUUUGUAUUAUUUCAAGAUGUUCAUACCAAACCCCUAGUGACACAGGGGGUCAAAUAUCGCAAAUAUAUGUGUAGCAUGAAAAGAGAUUUCUGAAGAAACACAAACUUCUGAGUUGAGAACAUUUCAGUAUUGCCUUUCGUUAUAUGUCUGAUGGGAAAAAGUCACCAUAGACAUUGUGAAACACUGACAGUACAUAUAAAGGGAGACCGCCAUGAUGGAGAUGCAAGGGUAGGUAUCACGCCGACCCAUUCGUCCUGAUUUAUGAGAGGGUAAAUGCCACAUCAGUCGCCAAAUCUGCCACAUGGACGUAUCCCUUUAGAUCCCAAGUUUAGUUGAUGAAAUCCACACCCAGCCAAAUGUUCGGAAACAUCGCGAACUGAACCGAAGAAGGACUGUGGAUGUUUUUCGAAACCUCAGUGUGUCAUUGGCCAUGUACUGUGUGCCACCACUGUGGAUUUGGGGUGCCAUCUUACUCCUCACACGCUUCAUUCCCAUAUCUCUGAUGGCUCCAUAGUUCAACAAAGCUAAUUAGUGGACCUGUUUUUCAUGACAGUUUGGUCUGAGACCAGGAGACAGUCUUUCACCGUGUCCUAACCAAGUGCAACAUGACAAAUAAUUUCCCUGUUAGCUCCGAACGUAAAAAUGCUGCAUGAUGCAACAAAGUCACAUCCACUCAGAACUUAUUUGAUAUGUAAUACACAGCAAUGUGGGUUUUGAUAUAAAUAUGGGCGGGGCUACAUACAGAUAAAUUUGGGAUUUAGACCAAUACUAUACAUAUGGGUGGGGCUACAUACAAAUAAAUUAGGAAUUUAGACCAAUACUAUUAAAUAUGGGCGGGGCUACAUACAAAUAAAUUAGGAAUUUAGACCAAUACUAUUAAAUAUGGGUGGGGCUACAUACAAAUAAAUUAGGAAUUUAGACCAAUACUAUAAAUAUGGGCGGGGCUACAUACAAAUAAAUUAGGAAUUUAGACCAAUACUAUUAAAUAUGGGCGGGGCUACAUACAGAAAUUUGGGAUUUGGACCAAUACGAUAUACAUUACAUAGUUAGAAGAUGCAAAAAAAAAGUUUUUGGUAUAGCAGGUAUUGGCCGAUAUUGCUGUUGGUAAAUAUUGGUUAUGUAAUUUUGCAUUUUAAUUGUGAUAUUUAAAAAAGUUAAUUUCCUUUGUUUUUAUAUUUAGAUUACAUUUGCAGUAUUCUUAAAAUUCAAAUGUAAUAACACUCACAAUAAAUAUUUAUUUUUCAUUAUUUAUUUAAACAUUAUAAUUUGUAGCGUUUAAAAUUAUUGUUGUUUUUUUAGCACUUUAUCGGUUAUCCCCUGUAACAUGAAAACAAUUGGCGUAUCAGUAAGUCAGAACUUUAUAUCCUGGUCACUUUGCUCUAUCGUUUCAUCCCGUCACACUUGGUUAAGACACGGUUAAGGUUCGGCUGGGAGCAAAGACAGGGAAAAGGGAUGCUUUUAAAGGAUGUGGGCAUGAUCAGGGUCUCUCUAGCAUGAAUGGGUGGGACCCAGUUGUAUGGGGCAGAGUGCCUUACCGGCAGAACAGAGCAGUAUGAAAUAUGCAUUUUACAUUAAAAAAAUAAAAGCUGAGCUUUUGUUUUUACCUUUGAUUCAAUGUUGACAAACAUUGCCAAUUUUUUUCUGAUGUUAUGAAAAUGUUUUAUUAGUAAAAACUGUAUAAAUAUCAAAACGUCUGAUCUGGCACAUGUGGACAGCGGUAGGAGAAAAUAUUUCAAGAUUUUGUGUUUGUUACGGCAAACAAUGUUCUAUCCGAACCUCCAUCAUUCUUUUUAUUAGAUGGAAGAGUGUUAAUGGGUUUCAUACAGUGAUAGUGAUCAACAGAAACAUUCAUAGUGAUUGAAUCUCACAGUUUUGCCUCUUUUUGUAUUCAUUUUAAUUGUGAAAUUGUCUUUUGCUGCUCUGCACAUGUCAUUCUGCUCACAGGCUGAUAACUGUGCCAAUUCAGUUGUUCUUGAGGCAUGUGGAAUGUAAUUCCAGAGGAUUCCCUGAAACUGCGCCGGGAGCUGCAUUGAAAAAGUCACAUAUCAAUACAAAGCUUAUCACAUUCCUUCUUAAAACUGCAAAAAAAAAAAAAAAAAAAAAUAGUCUUAAUCAGUAUUUUUUCUUGUUUUCCUGUAAAAAUUCAACAUUCUUAAAACAUUUUUUGGAAAAUCAAUUAAAUAGAAUUGACAAUACACCAAACAUUUCUAAGUAUUUUACAAUUAAAUUAAAGUAGUUGCUUUGUUAUUUACAAAAAUGUUUUUUUAACAUGUAUCUUUAAUAAUUUUUCUUUCUUGUUUAAAGCAUAAACCAUAAUUAUGCUUUAAAUAAAAAUAAAUAAAAUAAAAUAAAAUAACAGUUUACUGAUGUGCAAGAAGAAUAAACCCAAUUCAAUUUAUAUUAUCAAGUAAAUUUGUCCUAUUUUAAGGAUGUUUAGGUAAUUUUGGUGAAAAACUAGAAAUUAUUUUCAAAUCUUUUUUUUUUUUUUUUGCAGUUGAAACAAAAUAGUGUAUAUUAGUAAUGUGUGCCACAAUAAGACGCUCCCUGUUCAUAUCUCCCUGAGGGUUUUGUAGCUAGCACAUAAUAAUUGUAGUCUCCAUUGAUUUCCAUCACUGGGUGCAAGUGUGCUAGAUUAAACUGCUGUUUACAUGGAGAGACAGACAGCGAGAAACGGUGAAGGAAAAUGUGGAUGCAUUUAUUGCACAGCUCAUAGCUUUUACAGUUUCAAGCUGUAUCCUGCCUGCUGUGAAAAUAAGACAAAGAAAAAAAAAAGAAAAACCUUUUAUAUUAUUGAGGAAAAUAUUGAAUCUGUUAAAGAUGGCACAUGCCCAUUCAGAUCAAUAUUACUGUCUAGUGUUAGAUGUGUAUUUACCUUGUACAGCUGUACUCCUAUAAAUAUUGUUUAAUGUAUUAUUGAUAGUUUCAAAGACUAAGUGAUCAAAUAUUUUUAUGAAAUGCAACAGUAUGGAUAUAAUACAUUUUGCUAAAAUCUUGUUUACCUGUAUGAUAUUCUGAUAUACUGUUAAAUAAACUCUUGACAAGGUC
Molecule: messenger RNA, 8834 nt
Organism: Carassius auratus (goldfish)
Lineage: Eukaryota; Metazoa; Chordata; Actinopteri; Cypriniformes; Cyprinidae
Gene: magi2b
Product: membrane associated guanylate kinase, WW and PDZ domain containing 2b
Exons: 24
Coding region: 1289-5302 (1337 amino acids)
Biological process (GO): receptor clustering; signal transduction
Cellular component (GO): dendrite; cytoplasm; cell-cell junction
Molecular function (GO): signaling receptor complex adaptor activity; type II activin receptor binding; beta-1 adrenergic receptor binding
Source: RefSeq, a predicted model, not a curated record